Molecule: messenger RNA, 588 nt
Organism: Arabis nemorensis
Lineage: Eukaryota; Viridiplantae; Streptophyta; Magnoliopsida; Brassicales; Brassicaceae
Source: the annotation of a GenBank genome assembly
AUGAAUGCCGUCCACGAGGUUUACAAGAUCGGUAGGGCUCAGACCCUCAUCGCGCUGUGUAGUACUGUCCCAGGCUACUGGUUCACGGUUACGUUUAUUGAUAUCAUGGGAAGAUUCGCGAUCCAGCUAAUGGGAUUCUUUUUCAUGACCGUGUUUAUGUUCGCUAUAGCUUUCCCUUACGACCACUGGAUCAAACCAGACAACCGCAUUGGAUUCGUCAUUAUUUACUCCUUAACUUUCUUCUUUGCAAACUUCGGUCCAAAUGCAACUACAUUUGUUGUUCCUGCCGAGAUUUUCCCGGCCAGGUUGAGAUCCACUUGCCAUGGAAUAUCAGCCGCGGCAGGAAAGGAAGGAGCCAUUGUGGGUGCGUUUGGAUUCCUAUACGCGGCUCAGUCAAAAGAUAAGACCAAGACGGACGCAGGAUAUCCACCGGGUAUAGGUGUCAAGAACUCGUUGAUCAUGCUUGGUGUUAUCAACUUUGUUGGUAUGAUCAUGACGUUUUUAGUGCCAGAAUCCAAAGGCAAGUCUCUUGAGGAACUCUCGGGUGAAAAUGUAAAUGACGAGACAGCGGCCUCGGGAAGAAACUAA